Messenger RNA from Cuscuta campestris, 1337 nucleotides. NCBI's taxonomy places the organism in Eukaryota, Viridiplantae, Streptophyta, Magnoliopsida, Solanales, Convolvulaceae. The record is from the annotation of a GenBank genome assembly.
ACUGAUUUGUUUAAGGAUUUGAGGAUCAGGUGUAGUACUAGGGGAUAUAACAGAGAUGACUCGUUGCCACAUGAGUAUUACUGAUCCUAUUGAUGCCAUAGUGGCACGUGGAUCAGUAUUCCCGUGUUCUCCAGGAGUGUCCCUUCACAAUGCUCCCCUCCCAUACGACCAUGUCAAAGUAUCUGUGGAUGUGGUGCUUGAUGGUAUGGGGGACUAUCCUAUACCGACUCCGACGGAUGAGCACACCACUGUUUCUUCGACUUUGGGGAGCAUGUGUGCCUGGCCAAAAGCCUUGGUUCACCUUGGAGAUCCUCCAUUAGGGUCUCCUGUCCUACCUACCUUGAGGGGCAUAGGAUCUUCUACUAAAGGAUUCUCCCGUGUAUCAGCGUACUCGGAGGAUUCUCCCCACCUUAGUCAUCAUUCCUCGCAGCAACUCGACUCUCAUCAUUCAUUUAGUCAACAUUCCUCACAGCAGCCUCAUACUCAUACUGAGCCUCCCUUCCAGCGUGCCGUUGAACCCGGGCUCUAUGCGACUUUAGGUCCAAGGUGUAGGGAUUUGUGCCACUGGUUGACACGAAUGGAGGACCUCACAAACAUUGAGAUCUUGAUAGAACCUUGGGCACUAGGCUAUGCAGAGGAGAGGGUGUUCAACAUUAAUCCUGAAAACAUCAAGGAGUUCUUGCGAUGGGAUAUGAUCGAUAAUAGCAUCGUCGAGAUCUUUAUGAGACACUUGUAUGGCUACAUGAGGACCCACGACAUUCAGAAUGUCGGGUUAGUGUGUCCGGACGACCUCCAGCAUAUGAGAACACAUCAUACAUUGAUAGUAAUACGUUAUUAUGAAAAUAAAGUGUAUUACUUCAACUCAGCGUUGGGGACGGGGACUUCCAAGAAUCUUACACUGAAGAGUUACAUAAACGAAUCUUGGAUGAUCCUUCGAGUACAGGGGAUGGGUUUUCUUAAACAGAAACCCACGUGGACUGAUGUCGGUAUCGUACCACAACAACCCGGUGGAACAGAGUGUGGGUAUUAUGUCAUGAGGUUUAUGUGGCUAAUCAUCAGUCGUGCCCGUGAAUCCGUUCCAAUAGAAACGGUGUUCAACUCUUUUGAUCCGUAUACGAUUGAACCACUUGAUGAGUUACGAGAGAUGUGGGCAAACACCUUUCUAGAUGAGUUAGUGAAUUAGCCACUCUAUCCCUAGUGACAAACAAAUUUAGUUUAAUUUGGUAUACUAUUUAACCCGUUUUGUUAGUUGGACACAACUUUGUGUUGUAAGUAGUGUAGGAUGUUAAGUCUUUUUACAUUUUGGUGGAUGUAUACAAUGAAAUUUAAAUUGUCUU